UAUGUUAAAUAUAUUGUUGUCUGUUACAGGGAUUGGUGAUUUAAGUAUGUGGGAUUUCUCUGGUUAUGAACCAUAUUAUAUGUUAUAUGAUCAUUUUCUGGGUGAUACCAACUGUUUACAUGUAGUGAUGUUUAGUUUACAAGAUUCUUUUGAUGAACAACUAGCACAAGUCAUAUUCUGGUUAAACUUUCUUAAAGCUAGAGUUCCACCUCAAUUUCCUCUUGGUUACUGUGGAAGACUACAAAAUACAGCCAAAGUUCUAAUAGUAGCUACUCAUGCUGAUAAAAAAGGUUGUCCUAAGAACAGUAAAGGAGAAUACGAGUCUGAAGGAGGGGAAAUAAUUCUAGAGAAAAUAUUACAGAUGUUUCAAGCCGAUCUUGAUAUUAUUAAUAAAUUAUUUGUUAUUGAUACAACUAAUGCCAGUUCUGCUGAUUUAAAACUUCUCAAGUCUCAACUGAGUGAAUUAAAGUCAGAGAUUGUUUCAAACUUACCAAAGUCAAGUGGUUUUCUGGAUGCUGUUGUUGCUCAGUUACCAUUAUGGAAAAAGAAUAAUGCUUCCUAUCCAGUGUUGUCAUGGCAACAGUUUGUAGAAUAUACCAGAUUAAAAGUCAAUCCAUUAGCUUCAGAAGAAAAUAUGAAGUUACUGGCUGAACAGCUUCAACUGACUGGAGAGGUUGUUUAUCUUCAAAGUCCAUUUGUUCAAGAUUUAGUGGUGUUUAAUCCGAAAUGGUUAUGUUCAGAUGUAAUAGGUCAUCUAAUGUCUCAUGACAAAAUAGUGCAAUCUCGUGUGACUGGAUGUUAUUCUGUGGAUGAAUUUCAUUUGAUGUUUCCAGAAACUGAAGCAAUAGACUUAUUAACUGUUCUGGAAGCAUUAGAAUUAUGUACACAGUGUGAUAACGAAGGGGAUAUCGAAUAUGAAUUUCCUUGUUUGAAUCUGCUGGACACUCCAGAAGACAUCUGGAAAAAGGAUUCCAAUUUACAAAGUGACACUAUUUACGGUGGUGUAAGAAUACACACUAGUUUUCAAUCUGGCUCUCAACUCAAAUAUCUUUUUCCCAGAGUUCAAGUGUAUUUGCGGAGAAAUAUGUUACAAGAAACUGACGACCCUGAAAUUGACCUUUAUCAAUGGCAUCAUGGGAGUAAAUAUUGUUGUGGCGAUUUAGAAGGAUUAUUAGACAUGGAUCGUAAUGAACAAUAUUUAGAAAUUAAAGUGCGGGGACCUAGAGAUGCCAAAACUUCGUUAUUUUUCUUCCUUGAUGACUUUAUUAAUAUCGUGGAACAAGUGAUUGAGGAAGUAUGUCCUGGACUCUGUACUGAGCGUUAUACAUUAAGUCCCUCACAGUUAGGUGAUCAUGGUAAAAUCAUUCGAAGUUACUCUCCAACGGAAAUUUUACGUAUGGAAUUAGAGGGUCGAAACUCAGUUGUAUUAACUGGUAGUGUAACUGAGAACUUUAUUGAUAUUGUUUGUUUUGGAUCAGAAGAGGUACUUAACAGUAUUACAUUAGGUAUAGAUCUUGAUAUCUCCCAACUUUCACUUCAUUCUCGCAGGUUAUUAAGUUAUUUAUUAGAUCCAUCUGAACCAAUGGGUCGUGAUUGGUGUUUAUUAGCCAUAACGCUUGGACUUUCUGACUCUCUGCCAAAAUUAGAAGCAGAACCAAAUCAAGUCAGCCACACAGACAAAGUGCUAGAUGAGUGGUCCAAACGAGAACCUGCAACAAUCAGGAAACUUAUCUCAAAACUAAAAGAAUUUCAUCGUAUUGAUGCCAUUGAAGCGAUCUUGCGAACAUCUUCAACAUUCAAAAUUCUAGGAUAUGAAGAUCAAAGUACUGAUGAUAGUACUGCUCAGACGACUGAUGCAUCAACCAAUACCUUAUCUAAUUUAUCUAGAUGAUAAUCAACAAUGAGAUGAAACAGCUUCUCUACUGUGUUUGUGUCUGCUAUAUUCCGGUGUUUGCUUUUUGUUUGUUAAAUAUAAAACCCAACUUUACAAUACUCAUAGCUAAAUCAUUUCAAGAAAUCUGACCAGUUG
Messenger RNA from Lottia gigantea (owl limpet), 2029 nucleotides. RefSeq lists its product as hypothetical. Gene Ontology annotation, biological process: MyD88-dependent toll-like receptor signaling pathway; positive regulation of canonical NF-kappaB signal transduction. Lineage: Eukaryota; Metazoa; Mollusca; Gastropoda; Lottiidae. The record is from RefSeq and is a predicted model, not a curated record. The annotation marks the transcript as partial. The transcript is spliced from 4 exons. Gene Ontology annotation, molecular function: TIR domain binding.